Molecule: messenger RNA, 1162 nt
Organism: Silurus meridionalis
Lineage: Eukaryota; Metazoa; Chordata; Actinopteri; Siluriformes; Siluridae
Gene: sfr1
Product: SWI5-dependent homologous recombination repair protein 1
Exons: 3
Coding region: 269-856 (195 amino acids)
Biological process (GO): double-strand break repair via homologous recombination; positive regulation of DNA-templated transcription
Cellular component (GO): Swi5-Sfr1 complex
Source: RefSeq, a predicted model, not a curated record
AACGUCAUUUUCCCUCGCCAGACUGAAUCUGGUUGAAGACCCAACAAAACAGCGAAGAUUUAAUGUUCCAUAAUUUAAUGUCAUUGUAAUGAAUUUGUAUGGAAAUAACUUGUGUUUUUUUUCCACUUAGCCAUGUUAUCAAAGCAGUUGUUUUAGUUUUGGGAGUUUGGCGAGUUUACUGCGGUGCUUCAUCCUCAUUCUAUAUUUUAUCUUUAAUUAGCUAUAAUUUUCUUUGGUAGAUUUUACUGAAAAAAAACAACAGCCGUCUAUGGAUAAAACACCUCAGAGAAAUGCAUUAGAGAAUGAAACACCUGAGCCGAGUGGGCCCAGUGUGGACAAGCCAAUGAGUGCUGCACUGAAGGACAGAUUAAAAAGAGCACGCCGUUCUUUUACAUCCCCACUCAGUGUGGUUAAACGCCUUAAAAUUGAUGAGGCCGAGUUCCCACAGGCUUCAAACCAGGAGAUGACCCUGGGUGACGAGGCUUUCAUUGAUGUCAACAAAAAUGAGAGCAGAAGAAAAGACCUCCUGGGGAGCCUGGGGUCAGAUUGCUCUCAGCUCUCGCAGUGUGAAUUACUUCAGCUUCAGGAGAAAUUAAAGAAAGACAUUAAGGAGAAAUCUGAAACUUUGCGGAGGCUUAAGAUGGUCAAAAUGUACAGAAAGAAGAAUGACCUGAAACAGCUGCAAGGACUGACUGAUAAAUGGAGACAAUGUGCCCAAGCAGCACUGUAUGAACUACAGACAGAACUGCCUACAGAUGGUCAGAAAGCCAGUCUCUCCCAGCUCAUUGACCACUUCGGACUGGAGGACAGUAUACUUCACUUCAACAGAGCAGAGGAGGAAUUCACAGACAGCUGAAAUAGUAAAAAUGUAUUGUUUAUGUUAGUCAUCAUCAGAUUUCAAGGUUUCUCACUGUUGAAAUCCUUUUUUGCUACCCUUCAUUAGGCCCCAAUGAAUACUGAAGAAAGUUACUGAAAAUUGUCCCUGAUUGUGAUUUUGUUUAAACUAAAUAUGAGGAGAUUGAACUUGUUAGAUUUAUUUGGUUGUUUUGCACUUUGUGGCAUGUUUCUCUCCAUGUCCUAACAUCAUUUUGAAUAUUGAAUAUUUUUUGCCUGUUCUAUAUUUCGAUAAAACUUGUAAAUAAAGUUAAAUAAUAUUUUUUCA